GGGAACAUGUGACGUAACAGGUUCCUUCCUCCCAAUUUCCCAAUCUAAUAAUUGUUUUACAUAUAUUCUAGUUACUGUAUUAUUCUGUGGGAUCCUUAAUUUUAUUAUUUGCUUCACCAAACCGUCUUAAUCCCACGAAAGUUACAUUUUAAUCAAGAAAAAAACACAUGAAAAUCCUUUUUCACCUUAUAAAUUAUGUCAUUAUAUAAAAAGCCUAGUAAUCAAUUCCUUAUUUCUAAGGAAAAUUUGUAGAUAAUUCAAUUUAAGAAAGGGUUUAUCGUGAAAGAUAAUUUUAGCAUGAUUGGUUAACUUAUAAAUGUGGCUUAAAAUAAGGUUAGAUUAUUUUUAUAUAUACAUCUGUCAUCGCAAAAAGAGGGAAAACAAAAAAUAAGAAAAUUGUGGCUGGACGACUCAGCAAUUCGUCGUCUUCUUUCCAUAUAUCUUGUUUAUUAUUUCAUAACUAAUCCACUUCGAUUCUGCUUUUUAUAUAAAGUUGAGGUUUUUGAGCUAUUUUUUCUCCUAAAGGAUUCCGAAAAAAGCUUAGACCUUUUUGAUCUGAUACGUAUCUAUAAAUCUGGAAAGGAGCUGAGAGUUUCAAGGGGUUUUAAUUUCGCUGAGAAAACGUUUAAUUAUCUUUGUCGAGAUGGAUUGUGGUAUGGAGAAUUGUAAUGGUGGGAUCUCAAACGGUGACGUUUUGGGUAAGCAUGAGAAGCUCAUUAUCGAUACAGACCCAGGAAUUGAUGAUAGCAUGGCGAUAUUGAUGGCGUUUCAAACACCGGAGCUGGAGAUAUUAGGAUUAACUACUGUGUUUGGUAAUGUUUCUACACAAGAUGCUACUCGCAACGCUUUACUCUUGUGUGAGAUUGCUGGCUUCCCUGAUGUUCCCGUUGCAGAAGGAAGUUCCGAACCUUUAAAGGGUGGAAUUCCGCGUGUUGCUGAUUUUGUGCAUGGUAAAAACGGACUAGGAGAUGUCUCUCUUCCUCCUCCGAGUAGAAAGAAAUCUGAGAAAAGUGCAGCUGAGUUUCUAGAUGAGAAGGUCGAAGAAUAUCCGGGUGAAGUCACCAUUCUCGCCCUCGGACCUCUAACCAACCUGGCAUUAGCCAUCAAACGCGAUAGUUCAUUUGCGAGCAAGGUGAAGAAAAUUGUUAUUCUUGGUGGAGCUUUCUUUUCUUUGGGAAAUGUCAAUCCUGCAGCUGAGGCUAAUAUAUAUGGUGACCCGGAAGCAGCUGAUGUUGUUUUCACAUCUGGAGCGGAUAUCACUGUUGUCGGUAUAAACAUCACAACCCAACUUAAACUAUCAGAUGAUGACCUCUUGGAGCUUGGUAACUGCAAGGGGAAACACUCUAAAUUGAUAAGCGAUAUGUGCAAAUUUUAUAGAGAUUGGCACGUCAAAUCUGAUGGUGUUUACGGAGUGUACCUCCAUGACCCAGUCAGCUUUGUGGCUGUAGUACGGCCUGAUUUAUUCACAUAUAAGAAAGGCGUUGUUCGGGUGGAGACUCAAGGGAUAUGUGUUGGCCACACGCUCAUGGAUCAAGGCCUCAAGAGAUGGAACGGAAGCAAUCCGUGGGUGGGAUAUUCACCGAUAUCAGUUGCUUGGACGGUUGACGUAGAAGGAGUUUUGGAAUAUGUCAAAGCAAAGCUGAUGAAGCCAUAAAAGAUGAGUUUCAGAGCACGUUAGAGUGUGAAUAUUCAUUUAAAAUGGCAUCAUCACAUUCAUCUCUUCUGGUUCUAACCGGAAUCUUAUAUUCAUCUCUGUAUUUGAUCUGUAUAAAUGCUAUAUUCGAUUAAAAGAAAAGACUAAUGAAUGAAAACUAUCUUCGUUUUCUCUUAUCGAUCUUUGUUUCUUUCC
Molecule: messenger RNA, 1849 nt
Organism: Arabidopsis thaliana (thale cress)
Lineage: Eukaryota; Viridiplantae; Streptophyta; Magnoliopsida; Brassicales; Brassicaceae
Gene: URH1
Product: uridine-ribohydrolase 1
Exons: 9
Coding region: 644-1654 (336 amino acids)
Biological process (GO): ribonucleoside catabolic process; purine nucleoside catabolic process
Cellular component (GO): cytosol; cytoplasm
Molecular function (GO): hydrolase activity, hydrolyzing N-glycosyl compounds; protein heterodimerization activity; uridine nucleosidase activity
Source: RefSeq, marked reviewed